AUGGGGCUGCAUUUGGGCGAUUUCAGCGUCGACGUUUCCGACCUGGAGAAGAUGCGGACCUUUCCCAGUUCCGUGCCUCUCCCUGACUUGGACGGGGAUCUCGAGUUCCUCGACUUCUUCGAUCCCUUUCUGGGUCUACCUGCUAAGCAGGUUGAAGCGUUCACCCUGCCUCCGCUCAACACGGACGGUUGGUCGCCUUUGGAGAAUUUUUCAGGUUCCAGCCAGAGUUCCAUGCAAGACUAUGGCUUUCAGCAAACUCAUCUCCUAGCCACGAAUGAGUCGCCAUCCGUCGACGAUAGCAGUCAAACAUGGGGACCUACAAUCCACACAGAGCCCAAUGCCCGAGAAUACUCGUCCGCAUGGGACGAGGCGCCGGGACGGGCGUUUGUCACAACCCGUGCCGAACCAGAGAAGUCGUUGAGCUUACAGGUUCCGCCGACGAAGAACUCAAAGCAACCACCGCUUGUCUUUACAGAGUCGAUGAGACAUCAUUUACUCCAAGACCUGUCGAGCAGGCUAUGUCCUGAGGAAGUGAGCAACUUUCGAUUACCCACCGCUGCUGCGCUUCAGAAAUGCAUUCGGACAUAUAUUGACGCUUUCCAUGUUCACCUGCCCAUAUUUCAUAUUCAAACCAUGGACCUUGAGAGCACACCAGCUCCUCUGGUCCUCGCCAUAUGCGCAAUUGGCGCCCAGUAUCGCCUUGAAAGAAAGGUCUCUGCCUCGUUAUACCUGAAGGCCGACCAAGCACUCGCCGCCGCCGUUGUUGACCGUGGUGACCAUCUCCACAAAAAGCCCCGAUUGCUGGAAGACUGGGUUCGUCCGGGACCUCGAUUACGGAAGUCGACACCCGACGCUCUCUGGCAGAGUCAGACUCGUCUCUUACUUGCCAUGCUUAGCUGCUUCAGUGGUGAUUCAGAAGUAAUUUCCAAGGCUAUCGUGCAUCUUGGUGACUUCCUCAUAGACUUUCGCGAGCUCGCACCCAUUGUGCGGUUUCGGAGAACCGAAGCAGAGCCACUGACAUGGCGGGAGUGGAUCGAGAGAGAGAGCGUCAAAAGGUAG
This is a messenger RNA of Cladophialophora carrionii CBS 160.54, 1059 nucleotides long. RefSeq lists its product as uncharacterized. Gene Ontology annotation, biological process: DNA-templated transcription; regulation of transcription by RNA polymerase II. The coding region runs from base 1 to 1059 and encodes 352 amino acids. Gene Ontology annotation, cellular component: chromatin. The record is from RefSeq and is a predicted model, not a curated record. Gene Ontology annotation, molecular function: zinc ion binding; RNA polymerase II cis-regulatory region sequence-specific DNA binding; DNA-binding transcription factor activity, RNA polymerase II-specific. The transcript is spliced from 2 exons. Lineage: Eukaryota; Fungi; Ascomycota; Eurotiomycetes; Chaetothyriales; Herpotrichiellaceae.